This is a messenger RNA of Salvia miltiorrhiza (redroot sage), 756 nucleotides long. RefSeq names its product EPIDERMAL PATTERNING FACTOR-like protein 6. Gene Ontology annotation, biological process: guard cell differentiation; stomatal complex development. Bases 197 to 577 code for a protein of 126 amino acids. The record is from RefSeq and is a predicted model, not a curated record. NCBI's taxonomy places the organism in Eukaryota, Viridiplantae, Streptophyta, Magnoliopsida, Lamiales, Lamiaceae. The transcript has 3 exons.
CACUCUUUAUAUAUAUAACCCUACAAAGCCCACCCUUUAAACCGCGUGCACAAAAAUUAAAAAAUUCAGCCCAAAAAUAUUUAAAAUUUUGUUGCAUGGGGCACCAGAUAUCAUUGGAUCGUCCCACAAAUAUAUUUUCCAAGAUUUUCAGUUUAAUUUAUUAAUUCCUAGCUAUUAGUUAACUUUCUUGCUGUUGAUGAAGAUCUGUCUGAAUACUGUCGGAGUCAGAGGAAGAGGAAGAAGAAGAAGUAGGCUUAUGGGGUUGAGAAUUCCCACAGUUUCUCUUACAAUCUUUUGUUUCUUCGUAUGUUUUUCAGAGAGCAUCCGUUUGUUGUCUGUCCAAGGUGGUGAUAUUUCAAACAAGGAUUUAGAAAGCUACAAGAUUGGAGCGAAUAAUAGCAUGGCAAGGAGAAUCGGGGGACUGGGAUCAUCACCGCCGCGAUGCACUUCAAAGUGCGGCGGCUGCACGCCGUGCACGCCGGUUCAUGUGCCGGUGCCGCCGGGGACGCCGGUGACAACAGAGUACUACCCGGAAGCUUGGAAGUGCAAGUGUCGGAACAAAUUCUACAUACCCUAAUCCUAAUGCUCACCCAUCAUAACUAUUAAUUUUUAUUUUCAGUUUAUUCAUCCCCAAUUAUAUACUCCUAUAUAUGUUAUGUUUUCUUGGUGACAAAUUAUUAUGUACAAAAAUUAUUUCUAUGAUUACAAGUUUUAAAUAGUCGUUUCCGAUAAUACAUGAAAGUACUAUUAUAAUCA